UUCUUUUCUCCAUUGGGGAGAUUAAGAACAAGAAGAAAUUAUAGAGAGAGAGAGGAGAGAGAGAGAGAGAGAGAGAGAGAAACAAAAGAUAAGGUAGAAGAGAGAGAAACCGAUCGGAAAAUCAAGAAACCUUGAAAAACCGACGAAGUUACGGAAUGAUUUCUGAUUUCAAUCAAAGGAGGUGGUGAUUACGAUAACCCUCCGGAAAAAAAAAUUCGCGAUCAGAGAAAAGAUACGAUCAGCAUCUCCGAUCCUGUUUGAUCCACCGGAAAAAUGGUCAUGCGACGAGGCAGCAGAGCGAAGGCCGCCGUCGGAGAACCGAUCGGAUCGAGACCGGAAGAGAUGGUGGCUCAGCAACCGGAGACCAACGAGCCACGGUAUCGUGGUGUUCGAAAGAGACCAUGGGGUCGAUUCGCCGCCGAGAUCCGUGACCCAUGGAAGAAAGCUCGUGUCUGGUUAGGCACUUUCGAUUCCGCCGAAGACGCUGCACGAGCCUACGACGCCGCCGCACGCUCCCUCCGUGGCUCAAAAGCCAAAACCAAUUUUCCAUUUUUUCCGUCGAACGAAAUCCACGAUCAUCCCGAAGAUGAUCAAACAAAACACCACCAACAAACCUUCUAUCAGUCUCGGCCGACGAUGAGUAGUCUGAGCAGCACCGUCGAGUCGACGAGCGGUCCACGGCCGUCGAAUCCCGUUAAAACCCACCACCGAUUAAAACCGCCGCCGGUUCCCCAAGACGAUGACGAUUGCCACAGCAAUUGCGACUCCUCCUCCUCCGUGGUCGACGAUUAUUAUUACGACGGCGAUCUGUCUUCAUCUUCCCGGAAACCUUUACCCUUCGAUCUCAACCUCCCACCACCGUUGGACGAAAUCGGAUUCUCUUCUAACCCUAAUGAUGAUUUAUACGUCACUGCACUCUGCCUAUAAAAAUCCCACGAUCUUAAUCACGAUGAUGAAGAAAUCUACGGGUUGUUCGUAGUUCGUACGAUCUGUGUUCCAAAAUCUUCUGUUUUUCCAAGAAAAGUCAUCAUCUUUGGGGGGAGAUUUCAAGAAAUUUCUGGUAAAUUUCUUCAAAAAUCUUGAUUUGUUUAGAUUGCUGUUGUCGAUGAUGAUGAUGAUGAAAUAUGUAGAUUAGUGUAAUUUGAGAUAACUUUGCGAUCUGGGUUCUUCUUCAAAUCUGUGAUAUUGAAGUUUUAGUAUCGAUCGUCUUGAUUUUACAGAAGAAUCAUGAACUUAUAAGGUGCAAUUCAUGAAAAAAAAAAACCUAUUUGGAUGAUGAUCUUGAUCUUGAGUUUUCUUUUUAUCUCCUGAUCUUACGAUCUUCUCCCUCGCCCAAUCUUUCAAUUUUUCUGUAUAAAAUUAUAAAUAAAGAUUCACACAGUUAUUGUUCA
Molecule: messenger RNA, 1391 nt
Organism: Lactuca sativa (garden lettuce)
Lineage: Eukaryota; Viridiplantae; Streptophyta; Magnoliopsida; Asterales; Asteraceae
Product: ethylene-responsive transcription factor 3
Biological process (GO): regulation of DNA-templated transcription
Molecular function (GO): DNA-binding transcription factor activity; DNA binding
Source: RefSeq, a predicted model, not a curated record